CGGAUAAGGUAGGAACUAUUACCAGACAUGUGAGGAACACGGACGUAUUAGUGCGACGCGCAGUGGUAGAGCCAUGUGCGGUGCGUCGUGUUGACUUCGUAGUUGAGUUGUUGUAGAUUAAUUUUUUUGCUGUCAGAAUGAACGUAACUUGUCUUUGCAGCAUGAAUUUACUGUAGCAACUUUUAAUGUUCUUUUGUUCACCUGCUGUACAUCUCGCUGAAUUAUGGGGAAAUCAAAGACCAAGAACCAGAAGAAAUCCCGAGCAACAGCCAACCAUGUGGCCGAGGAGACCUACGGAGCUGUUCCUCACUCCUUCGUGUUUAACCGGGGUCAGAUCGGGAAAAACGUGGGUCAGCUCAUUCUGGAUGUGCGGAGAGUCCUGGAGCCGUACACUGCAGAGUCUCUUAAGGUUAGGAAAAAGAACGUACUGAAAGACUUUGUUGCCAUAGCAGGACCACUUGGGGUUUCACACUUCAUGAUCUUCAGCAAAACCCCCAGCAGUAUCAACAUGAGACUUGCUCGACUUCCCAAAGGUCCCAUGCUUCAUUUCAGAGUGCUCAAGUACUCUCUUGUCAAAGAUGUGGUUUCAUCUCUGAAGAAGCACAGGAUGCACGAGCAGCAGUUCACACAUCAUCCACUACUCAUCCUAAAUAACUUUGGAUCUGAUGGCAUGCACAUAAAACUCAUGGCCACCAUGUUCCAAAACAUGUUUCCCUCCAUUAAUGUGCACAAGGUAAGCCUCAACAACAUCAAGAGGUGUGUGCUGCUGAAUUACAACCCAGCGUCGCAGGAAAUAGAAUUUCGACAUUACAGCCUGAAGGUCGUCCCUGUCGGCAUGAGCCGUGGAGUCAAGAAGCUGAUGCAGGAGAAGUUCCCCAACAUGUGCAAGUUUGAGGACAUCAGUGAGCUGCUGAUGAAAGGGGCGAACCUUUCAGAAAGUGAAGCAGAACAAGAUGGGGAGCACAACAUAACUGAACUGCCGCAGGUCUACUCUGGAAGAGGCAACAUGGCAUCACAACAGAGUGCUGUCCGUUUGACCGAGAUUGGUCCCCGCAUGACUCUGCAGCUGACCAAGAUCCAAGAGGGCAUGGGAGAAGGGAAUGUCCUUUAUCAUGCUAUGAUCUCCAAGACAGAGGAGGAAAUACAGGAGAUCCUGAACAGGAAGGAGGCCCAGUUAAAGGAGAAGGAGGAUCGGCGGAAAAAGCAGGCGCAGAAUGUUGCUCAGAAAAGAGUGAAACAAGAAGAGCAAAAGAAAAAGAGCCUGGAGGGCAUUAAACGGAAACUUGCUGAAGCCGAAGAGGACAGUGAGGUGGAGGAUCCAGGGAUGCAGGAUGAUCAGACAGCUGCUGUUGAAUCUGAUGAUGAGGUGGAGUACUACAGACAGGCUGUAGGAGAGGAGCCAGAUGAAGACAUGUUCCCCUCUGCCAAGAAAAGGCAGGGCUCAGAAAAGUUUCAUGGACCUGCCAAGAAGAGAAAGCUGACCUCUGGUAAAUCAUCAGGAAAAGACAGAGAUGCCAAAUCGCCAAAGAGAAAUGGUCCAGGAGGACAGCUCAGAGACAAAACGGGAAAAGGAUGGAAGAAAUCCAGGGACGGGGACAAACCAUUUGGAAAGAAAAUUAAGCCUGGAAGAAAGAUGUUUGGAGCUAAGAAAGCCGGUGAUAGAGAAAAUAAAUUUGGUGGGAAGAAGAAAUUUGAAGGGAACAAAACAUUUGGAGGAAAGAAAAAUAAGGACAAACCAUUCAAAUCUAAAGGUCAGAAAGGCAAGCCGGGCUUCAAGAAGAGAGGUGCAGGAGCGAAGCAAGGAUUCAAACAGAGGAAGGGAAAAGGUUCUUCAACUGAAAGCAAGAUGGUGCAGAAUUUCUCUGCCUGUGAGGGGUUUCAAAUAGCCCUGCUGCCCUCGAUGUAUGGGAUUGAGUUCACUGUGGCCCUGACAGGAAACCUGUUUGCCCUAUGGCUGCUGGUGGUCAGAGAGAGAAGGAACUGGCACACCGGUGUUGUCCUGUCUUGUAACCUGGCCGUCAGUGACCUGCUGUACGUCCUGACCCUGCCUCUGCUGAUUGUCUACUACACACAGGGGAAGCACUGGAUGUUUGGUAACGCCGCGUGUAAAAUCGAGAGGUUUCUCUUCACCUGCAACCUGUAUGUGAGCAUCUUUUUCAUCAUGGCGAUAAGUGUGAACCGAUGUGUGGCCAUCGUUUGCCCCCUCUUCACUCGAUCAUAUGUGGAGGCAACCCACGCUAAGGCCAUCAGCGCCAUUAUCUGGAUCGUUGUGGGAGGAAUUUCCGGCCCUGUGUUGAAAUUUGCCACUGCUUGCCGAAAGGAGUGCACUAAUAAGACUAUGUGUGUGUCCUACUGUGAGCAUAAUCCUGGCGAUGAAUGGCGUCACUUCACUUACAAAGUGUUUCUGGCUGUGUUCGGCUGUCUUGUUCCCUUUUUGGUCACUUUCGCUUCUUACUGUGCAGUGAUUUGGGUGGUUUGUAAAAAUGUCAGUAUAACCACAUUGGAGAAACGCAAAGUAGCUCUGCUGGUCACAUCAGUGCUUGUGCUGUAUGCUGUUUCCUUUGUACCUUACCAUGUCUUUCAGACCUAUCACUUGUAUCUGAGAAUCCACGAUCCCAAUAACAGUAACUGUUGGGUUUACAAUAUGUACCAAGUGUCCAAGGGACUGGCAAGUCUGAACAUGUGUAUUCACCCAAUCCUUUACAUGGCUUUGUUUGACAGUAUAAGAGUAGCCUGUUGUGGGAAGGACAACAGAAAAGUAGUGAUGAGAAAGCAGAGCUGCUGUCUGAAAGCUUUUCUGUGAAGCCGAUCCUUAUUUCAUGUUGAGGAUUUUUCAAUUCUACACAGCAAUUCCUUCCACAAGAGAUCCUGCUUUAUAUUCUUGACCUGUUUUUGUUAUUGACAAAAGUUCUUGUUUUGUACUGUUAACUUUGAAACAUAACCAUCUGUAAUAAAAUUCUCUUUGUUGCUGUAA
This is a messenger RNA of Xiphias gladius (swordfish), 2974 nucleotides long. RefSeq names its product suppressor of SWI4 1 homolog. The record is from RefSeq and is a predicted model, not a curated record. The coding region runs from base 224 to 2803 and encodes 859 amino acids. The transcript is spliced from 13 exons. Gene Ontology annotation, cellular component: preribosome, large subunit precursor; plasma membrane. Gene Ontology annotation, biological process: G protein-coupled receptor signaling pathway; ribosomal large subunit assembly; rRNA processing. Lineage: Eukaryota; Metazoa; Chordata; Actinopteri; Istiophoriformes; Xiphiidae. Gene Ontology annotation, molecular function: neurotransmitter receptor activity; rRNA binding; G protein-coupled ATP receptor activity.